GCGGGGCGGGGGUAGGACAUAUAUGAGUGUGAUCACCGGUGAAGCUGCUCCAGUUAAACGGGCUUCUCCAUUUGUGCUGACACCGGAGGGAAACCUUAAAUCGCUGGUGCUUACUCUGCAACAGGAACAUCACCAGCUCCACUGCAGAGAGGUGGGGGGGAGAAGAACACACGUGCACAAAUCAGCUCACAUGUAACAGUAGCUGGAGUAAAGGGUGACUCGUAGACCACAGUGUAGAGAGAGUGGUUUUUUGGCUUCACUACGCAUGGUCUUUAUUGACGUCAGGAGAAGCGGACCAGCGCUGCGCAUUGGCACAGCAACCACAUCGCUCCCAGAGGGAAGAAGACACACAUCACACCAUUUAGCUGUCGUGUGUUGAAGUCACUCAGUACGGUAGGAUGCCUCUCGGAGAGGAGGGAAAUGGAUGGAAAAAGAAGACGUCGGAUGUCAAGGAAAACUACGACUUCAAAGAAGUGCUGGGAACUGGAGCCUUCUCUGAAGUGGUUCUGGCGGAGGAGAAGAGGACACAGAGGCUGGUGGCCAUCAAGUGUAUCCCCAAGAAGGCCCUGGAAGGGAAGGAGAACAACAUCGAGAACGAGAUCGCGGUGCUGCACAGAAUCCAACAUCCCAACAUCGUUUCCCUGGAGGACAUCUUUGAGAGUAGCUCCCACCUGUAUCUGGUCAUGCAGCUAGUGUCUGGAGGGGAGCUGUUUGAUAGGAUUGUGGAGAAAGGUUUCUACACAGAGAGAGACGCCAGUCAACUCAUCCAUCAGAUCUUGGACGCAGUCAAAUACCUUCACGACAUGGGCAUCGUCCACAGAGACCUGAAGCCGGAGAACCUGCUGUACUACAGCAUGGACGAAGACUCCAAGAUCAUGAUCAGUGACUUUGGUCUGUCUAAGAUAGAGGGCGUGGGCAGCGUCAUGUCCACAGCCUGUGGGACACAUGGAUAUGUUGCCCCGGAGGUUCUUGCCCAGAAGCCCUACAGCAAGGCAGUGGACUGCUGGUCUAUAGGAGUCAUUUCUUAUAUUCUACUCUGUGGCUAUCCUCCAUUUUAUGAUGAAAACGACGCCAAGUUAUUUGAGCAGAUUCUGAAAGCGGAGUACGAGUUCGACUCUCCGUACUGGGACGACAUCUCAGACUCAGCUAAAGACUUCAUCUGUCACCUGAUGGAGAAGGAGCCAAUGAAGAGAUACACGUGUGACCAGGCUCUGCAGCAUCCGUGGAUCUGUGGAGACACAGCUCUGGACAAGAACAUCCAUGAAUCUGUCAGUGCUCAAAUCAAGAAGAACUUUGCCAAAAGUAAAUGGAAGCAAGCGUUCAACGCCACAGCGGUGGUGCGACACAUGCGGAGGCUGCAACUGGGCACCAGUGUGGAGGGACCCAGCCAGAUAACUCCCACCAGUCCCUGCCACGGACAUCUGCUCCCAGAGGAGGAGGAGGAGGAAGAGGAGAACGAGGAGGAGGAGGAGGAAGAACUGGGGAACGGUGAAGAAGAGAGCUUGUCUCGUUAUGACGACGGCCGACGUGGAAGCACCGAGGGUAGCGCCGAUCAGGACAGCCUCAGGAGCUGCACCUACUGCUGCAGGUCAGCCAGUCGCAUCUGAAUACAAACAGUUAUAGUCAUUGUGACAAUAUACCCCCGACCCCCCCGACCCCCCCUCAAAGCACGCGGAGCCCACACACCCACCCAGUCUGGCCGGGAUCGCAGUACAGCUAACCCUGGACGCCUGACACGUAGCCGUCCUAUGAGCACGCCCGGCUCACGGCGGUCAGGCGGCGGCGGCGGCUUGUUCAACAUAAUGAGCCGUUGUUGGCUGAAACCUUCAGGACAGAUCAGAAGUCUUAAUCAAAGCUCCGGCUGGCGGCCCAGUGGGAGGCCGUCUCUACGUUCACUCACUGUUCCAACAUUACGUGUCACAUCUACCUCUGAUCGCACUGUCUGUCUGC
This is a messenger RNA of Cynoglossus semilaevis (tongue sole), 1950 nucleotides long. It is a transcript of the gene camk1a, whose product is annotated as calcium/calmodulin-dependent protein kinase Ia. The record is from RefSeq and is a predicted model, not a curated record. Gene Ontology annotation, biological process: protein phosphorylation. Gene Ontology annotation, molecular function: ATP binding; protein kinase activity. The coding region runs from base 399 to 1607 and encodes 402 amino acids. The transcript is spliced from 12 exons. Lineage: Eukaryota; Metazoa; Chordata; Actinopteri; Pleuronectiformes; Cynoglossidae.